AUGGCCGCGACCGUCCAAGCUAAUGCCAUAGAAGAGCAGCAAACUACACAGAACUCUAAAGUUCUGGAUACUACGACUGUCGCGCAUCAGAGCCAUGACGCCGAGAAAGCCGAUGAGCAAGAACCGCCUCCAGCACAGAGUACCAAGCCAUCGCUGGAAAGAUGGAACCAUCCGCGGAUAAAUAUGUUCCGCUUCUUGGUCACCAAUUAUUCAUUCAUUAUCAUGGGCAUGAAUGAUGCGUGCGUUGGUGCGCUGCUUCCCUAUAUUGAGGCCUAUUACAACAUAUCCCAUACUCUGAUGUCUACGCUCUUCCUCGCGUCCUUCGUUGGAUACUUCCUCGCGGCUCUCUCCAACAACCUCAUACACCACCACCUUGGCCAGCGUGGGGUUGCCAUUUCCGCGCCCAUCGCCCGCCUCAUCGGGUAUAUUCCCAUGUGUCUGCACCCGCCCUUUGCCGCGUUGCCGCCUAUAAUGCUGUUUCCAGGCUUUGGCAACGGCAUCGAAGAUAGUGCAUGGAACGCGUGGAUCGGCAACAUGGAGAAUGCUAACGAGCUACUGGGUUUCUUGCAUGGAUGUUAUGGCUUGGGUGCGACGAUUGGGCCGCUCAUUGCCACGGCCAUGGUGACGAAGGCUGGCUUGCCUUGGUACCAGUACUAUUACCUUAUGAUUGGGCUGACAGGGCUCGAAUUAGUCCUCACUACGACUUCAUUCUGGGGUGCGACGGGCGCAGUAUAUCGGGCUGCGCAUGUAGGUGCCAAUGGAGGCGCAAGGAUAACAACGCGAACAGUCAUGAAAUCUCCCAUAGUUUGGUUAGUGGCUUUCUUCUUCCUGGGCUACGUGGGGGCAGAGGUGAGUCUCGGAGGUUGGAUCGUGACAUUUAUGUUGGUUGUCCGGGGAGCCGAGGCCUUUCAAGCUGGGUUAACAGUAACUUUUUUCUGGCUCGGAUUAACUGUUGGUCGGGUGACUUUGGGAUUCGUCACAGGGAGAAUUGGUGAAAAACUUGCUAUUACGGUAUAUCUGAUGCUGUCCAUUGCGCUGCAAUUGUUGUACUGGUUGAUCCCAAGCUUUAUUGCAUCGGCGGUGUUUGUGGCUUUUGAAGGCUUCUUUCUCGGCCCUCUCUUCCCUGCUGCUGUUGUUGCGGCCACAAAAUUAUUACCGAUAGAGUAUCAUGUCUCCGCCAUUGGAUUUGCAGCAGCAUUUGGUGGUGGCGGGGCAGCCGUUUUCCCAUUUGCAGUUGGCGCCAUCGCAUCUACCAGGGGCGUCCAGGUCUUGCAGCCAAUCAUCUUGGCCAUUUUCGUAUUCAUCCUCGUCCUUUGGCUAGCAUUGCCUGGUGGUCUUCGGAGAGGCGGGCUUGAACACGCUCGAGACACUGACGAGAAGAUUGGUCAUCAACUUGAACGUGUAUAUAAGUGGUUAACACAGAGAUCUGGGAAGAGGGAGAGAAGCUGA
Messenger RNA from Truncatella angustata, 1449 nucleotides. RefSeq names its product major facilitator superfamily domain-containing protein. The record is from RefSeq and is a predicted model, not a curated record. Lineage: Eukaryota; Fungi; Ascomycota; Sordariomycetes; Amphisphaeriales; Sporocadaceae. Gene Ontology annotation, biological process: transmembrane transport. Gene Ontology annotation, cellular component: membrane. Gene Ontology annotation, molecular function: transmembrane transporter activity. The coding region runs from base 1 to 1449 and encodes 482 amino acids. The transcript has a single exon.